CUGUCUUCUCUCUCUCUCUCUCCUUCUCCGUUCUUGUUUUCUGAAUUCGCUCGAAAUCGAUCUCAACGCCAAUCCAAUGAUGUUUUAUAUUCGACCCCAAACUUAAAUUUAGAAACCACAAUUUCUCGAAGUCAAUCCGUUUUCAUUUUCACGAAUUGCAUCGCCAGGUCCCUAUUUUGAGCCUCAUCCUUGUGAGUAGGAAUAUUAAGCUUCCUACUAUUGUAGCUUCUGUGGUCCCUUGCUUUGAGAGUUCAGUAAUAGAGGUACUUUUCUACAUGUUAAGGCCCUGUUUAUCAACUAAAAAAAAUGUCCAAUUACCACCAAGAGGAGGAUGCUGAUUACAUGGACGAUGUGGAUGAUGAAAUGGAUGAUGUGGUUGACGAUGAUAUAGAUGACGAGUUUCGCGGGGAUGAUAUGGUUGCAUCGGAUUCCGAUGUCGACGAGUUUGACUACUCAAAUAAUAAAAUAGCUGACACUUCAGCUGAUCAAGCCCGGAAAGGGAAAGACAUUCAGGGGAUUCCUUGGGACAGGCUUAGUAUUACACGUGAGAAAUACAGACAAACUAGACUAGAACAGUACAAAAACUACGAAAAUGUUCCCAAUUCUGGGGAAUCCUCGGGGAAAGAUUGCAUGGUCACGCAGAAAGGGGCCAUUUUUUAUGAUUUCUGGCGGAAUUCAAGAUCUAUCAAAUCAAGUAUUCUUCAUUUCCAGUUGAGGAAUUUGGUUUGGGCAACUUCUAAGCACGAUGUCUACCUUAUGUCACAAUUUUUGGUGAGCCACUAUUCUACUUUGACAUCUGGAAAGCAUGAAGUUCUCAAUGUUCAAGGUCAUGUUUCCCCAUCCGAGAAACACCCUGGAAGCUUGUUGGAGGGAUUUACGAAGACUCAAGUGAGUACACUUGCAGUGAGAGAUAAAUUUCUAGUUGCUGGCGGAUUUCAAGGAGAACUUAUCUGCAAGCACCUUGAUAGACCUGGUGUGAGCUUUUGUUCACGUACAACUUAUGAUGAUAAUGCUAUCACCAAUGCAAUUGAGAUUUAUAACAAACCCAGUGGAGCGCUUCAUUUUACCGCAUCAAAUAAUGAUUGUGGAGUCAGAGAUUUUGAUAUGGAGAGAUAUCAGCUUGUACACUAUUUUCGCUUUCCUUGGCCAGUGAAUCACACAUCUCUGAGUCCUGAUGGUAAAUUAUUGACGAUUGUGGGAGACAACCCGGAGGGCCUUCUCGUAGACCCCAACACGGGAAAGACACUGGGAACGCUAGCAGGACACUUGGACUUUUCCUUUGCAUCGGCAUGGCACCCAGAUGGGGUCACAUUCUCCACAGGUAACCAAGACAAGACAUGCCGGGUUUGGGACAUACGUAACCUGUCUAAAUCUGUUGCUGUCUUGAGGGGUAACCUCGGGGCAAUCAGAUCCAUCCGCUACACAUCUGAUGGGAGAUACAUGGCCAUGGCUGAGCCGGCAGACUUUGUGCAUGUCUAUGACGUCUCAAAAGAGUAUGAAACAGAGCAAGAGAUCGAUUUCUUUGGGGAGAUCUCGGGAAUAUCCUUUAGCCCUGACACAGAAGCGCUCUUCAUCGGUGUUUGGGACCGCACUUACGGUAGUCUCCUUGAGUAUGGUCGGCGCCGUAACUACUCCUACCUUGAUUCAUUUCUUUAAUCAUUCACUCACAAUAAUAAAAGAGCGUUCCUCACUCUCCCGUGGCUGGCUUUGUUCAACCGAGAAACCCGACCAAGAGAAAACGUUAAAAAGUGUAUAACUGAAUCUCUCUAAUGGUGUAAAUGAUGUGUUGUGCAAUUACUAGUUAAGGGCCAUGGCUAUGGGUAUAGAAAAGAAACAUUUGCCUGAGCCCAUUUUUUAAUAAAAUUUUGAAGACUCCA
Eutrema salsugineum is the source of this 1877-nucleotide messenger RNA. RefSeq lists its product as uncharacterized. Lineage: Eukaryota; Viridiplantae; Streptophyta; Magnoliopsida; Brassicales; Brassicaceae. The transcript has 10 exons. Gene Ontology annotation, molecular function: protein binding. The record is from RefSeq and is a predicted model, not a curated record. The coding region runs from base 307 to 1656 and encodes 449 amino acids.